Messenger RNA from Camellia sinensis, 811 nucleotides. NCBI's taxonomy places the organism in Eukaryota, Viridiplantae, Streptophyta, Magnoliopsida, Ericales, Theaceae. The record is from RefSeq and is a predicted model, not a curated record.
GGUUUAAUGCAGCAUCAUGAAGAAAUUGUAGAAUAUUUCAAUACCAAGGGCGUUUCAUUGAUUUUUCUCUUCAGAAGAAAUCUUCUGCGCAGGAUGAUUUCAAUUCUUUCAAACUCUUACGAUCAAAAUGCUAAGCCACUGAACGGAACACAUAAAUCUCAUGUGCAUUCAUCCCAUGAGGCAGAAAUACUUGCAAGUUAUAAACCUACAAUCGAUACAACACUGCUGAUCCGCAAUCUGAGGCAAGUAGAGGAAAUGACUGCCAAAGCUUUAGAAUACUUCAAGAGCACCCAACACAUUAUCCUAUACUACGAGGACAUAAUAAAAAAUUCCACCAAAUUGAAGGAUGUCCAAGAUUUUCUGAGGGUUCCACAGAGGGAUCUGAAGAGUCAGCAAGUGAAGAUACACAAAGGUUCAUUGUCCCAACACGUUGAGAACUGGGAUGAUAUCCAGAGAGCACUCUACGGAACGCCAUAUGAAAGCUUCCUCCAUUCAGAUUAUAACAUGUAAAACUUGCGUGCGCCCAGAGACACCAGAGACACCUGGUAGAUCUAGUAUGGAUGUGGAUAAUGAUCCAUUUUUUCAUUUUUUGGAAGCAAAUUAUUUUACAAAAGCUUUUGUAAUACAAGUUGGUCUAGUUGAUAAGAACAAGGCUAUGUGUGACUUUUGGCUGGUGUUGAUUUUUGCUGCCAUAGGACUGCUGAUUUUUUGGUUGAGAAUUGUGAAUUUAAUUUUUGAAUAUGUUAUUUUGUGGGUAAUGAUGAUUGGAUAUUAAAUUGAAUAGGAAAGUGAAAUAAUGUUGCAUUUAUUA